CUAUAAAUUCCACCUGCAAACUCUCUUUAAAAUCUCUUCCUUCUUCUUCUUCUUCUUCUACACCCUGUAAAUUUUGGGCCUCUCUUUCUCAGGUUCUCUUGUUCUAACCCAUAUCCCCUCUGCGCAAGAUCUUUCUCUUUCUUUCUCGAUCCCCUCCAUCACCUAUUUUUGAUGCAUAAUAUAUUUUUCUUGAUGUUUGAGACUCAUGUCUCCAGUAGUCAGUGAAAUCCUCCUCUCUGGGUUUAUGAUAAACUCCAUCCUUCGGCGCAGGACCCACUUGGUUCAGUCCUUCUCUGUUGUCUUCCUCUACUGGUUCUACGUUUUUUCAGAAUCAUAAACUAGCUAUAGGCCCCUCUCUCUCUCUCUCUCUCUCUCUCUCUCUCUCUCUAUAUAUAUAUAUAUAUAUAUAUUAGAGUUAUUUUCAAAUUAUUAGCAUCUGGGUUCUAUGCUUGGUUAUUAUCUAGCAUAAUCCGGAUAGAAAAAAUCUUGUUUUUUUGUUAGCUUAAUAUUGAUAUCAAGAAAUAAUAUUACUGUUUCUGUUAGAACAUACUAUGGCUUCUUCUAGCGGAGCUUCUUCAGGGUCGAGCGCGAUUAAGAACUCAGGGUCUGAAGGCGAUCUUCAGCAUGUUGUGGUUGUGGAUCAAAGAAAGCGUAAAAGAAUGCUGUCCAAUCGUGAAUCGGCACGUAGAUCACGGAUGCGCAAACAGAAUCACCUGGAUGAUCUGACGGCCCAAGCGCGUCAGCUCGCAAAGGAGAACAACCAAAUCCUCACAAGCAUGAACAUGGCCUCUCAGCUCUACUUGAAUAUUGAGGCUGAAAACUCCAUUCUCAGAGCUCAGAUGGCUGAGCUCAGCCAGAGGUUAGAGUCUCUCAAUGGGAUCAUCAAUUACAUGAACUCCACAAACAGUGUCGUUUUUCAGACCGAGGAGUACACUCAGAGUCAGACCCAUGAAUAUGAUAGCUUCAUGAAUCCAUGGAGUUCUUCUCUCUAUCUGAACCACCCCAUAAUGGCUUCGACCGACGCGUUUAUGUACUAGUCUUUUGGGAUCCAUCUUGGUCUUCUAAAUAUCUCUUGCUUCUUGGGGUCGUUCAGGUUUCUAAUAAGUGCACUAUUUGAUUUAGGUUCUUCAUUCUUGAACAGCCCAAGACAAGAAGAUUGUGAGGGGAUGGUGAUAAUAAUUAGCAGAGUUUGCACUUAAUUAAUUGGGUUCUUGAUUUGUAAAUGGUAUCUGCACGGAUACUGUUAAUCUAUUGGCCGGUUUAAUUGUGUAACUCUUUUUUAUUUAAUAUAUAUCUGUAGUGCAGUAGUGCUCGACCUUCUGCUC
Molecule: messenger RNA, 1325 nt
Organism: Alnus glutinosa
Lineage: Eukaryota; Viridiplantae; Streptophyta; Magnoliopsida; Fagales; Betulaceae
Product: bZIP transcription factor 11-like
Exons: 1
Coding region: 552-1037 (161 amino acids)
Biological process (GO): positive regulation of DNA-templated transcription
Cellular component (GO): nucleus
Molecular function (GO): transcription cis-regulatory region binding; DNA-binding transcription factor activity
Source: RefSeq, a predicted model, not a curated record